Messenger RNA from Balaenoptera acutorostrata (minke whale), 1072 nucleotides. RefSeq names its product 10 kDa heat shock protein, mitochondrial-like. Lineage: Eukaryota; Metazoa; Chordata; Mammalia; Artiodactyla; Balaenopteridae. Gene Ontology annotation, cellular component: mitochondrial matrix. The record is from RefSeq and is a predicted model, not a curated record. Bases 627 to 935 code for a protein of 102 amino acids. The transcript has a single exon. Gene Ontology annotation, molecular function: metal ion binding; ATP binding; protein folding chaperone.
CCUACAAGAGAAACACUUCCACAGGCCUACUCCUGAAACUAUUCCAACUUUCCAGCAUCUAGUGUUCACUAAAGGAUGGCAGAAUUGAAGCCUCUGAGCAAAGCCUAGCUAUGUUAGCUGCCAGCAGAUUACUUUCCUCUCAUCUUGCUUGAAAAUUUAAGAUAACUGUCCUUUAUGAUUAAAGCCUUACCAUUGCUGGCUCACAACCUCAAUAAACUGCACUGACACACAUAAGGGUCUAAAAUGCAAAUACAAAAAAAAAAAAAAACAAGUAGCAAAAAACACUACUGACAGUUUAAUGUUCAUAGGUAUUAUUUCAAUUGGUCACUGAAGAAGAGUAUUUAUCUUCAUUCAGCACUAAGGACAAAAUACAUGGACUUUUACAAUCUUUAUAAGGGGAAAGGUUGCUUAGUAGACUUCAGGUUUAAUGGUGAAGACUAGAAAAUAAUCAUACCUAGGAGGCUAGUAAGUAACAACCCUCAAAGCUUAUCACUAAAGGUCAAGUACCUGUUGAAAUCCUGCCCCCACCCAAUGACUCUUCCCACUGUGCCUACUGCCUCUGAUUUUAACCCAUUAAAAGAAUAAAGCUGGAGAGAGCGAGAGUACGAAGCGCGGCAACCCGAGUCAUGGCAGGACAGGCAUUUAGAAAGUUUCUUCCCCUCUUUGACCGAGUAUUAGUUGAAAGAAGUGCACCCGAAGUUGUAACCAAAGGAGGCAUUAUGCUUCCAGAAAAAUCGCAAGGAAAAGUAUUGCAAGCAAUGGUAGUAGCUGUUGGAUCAGGCUCUAAAGGAAAGGCUGGAGAGAUUCAACCAGUUAGUGUGAAAGUUGGAGAUCAAGUUCUUCUCCCAGAAUACGGAGGCACCAAAGUAGUUCUAGAUGACAAGGAUUAUUUCCUAUUUAGAGAUGGUGACAUUCUUGGAAAAUAUGUCGACUAAAAUAAGUCACUAUUGAAAUGGCAUCACGUGAAGCUGCCCGUUCCCCCAAUGGCAUCACGUGAAGCUGCCACUGAAGUUCUGAAAUCUUUCAUCCUGUAAAUAAUUUCCGUGUUUUUUUAAUAAUAAAGUAAUGAUAU